Pocillopora meandrina is the source of this 1144-nucleotide messenger RNA. NCBI's taxonomy places the organism in Eukaryota, Metazoa, Cnidaria, Anthozoa, Scleractinia, Pocilloporidae. The record is from the annotation of a GenBank genome assembly.
AGGGAGUCCUUUGAGUCCCUCUUAUACAACCGCGUUCUAAUCGGCCAGGUGAUCAAGUCGUUGUUCGCUUGUGGUGGAAUUCUCUCCUGUGCUCACAGAUGCUUGUCUCUUCCGUCAUGUUCAUCAUACAGCUACCAAAUGUCAGGGUCCGACUAUGGCAUUUGUGAGUUAAACGAGGGAAAAGAGGGCGAUCAGGAAAACUUGGUGGAAAAACCUGGUUAUGUUUUCGCACGGCGGAGAAAGGUAACUUAGCUGUGUUUUCCAUCUCUGUUUAUCCUUCUUUAAAUAACUUCAGAAUCUCAGCAUUUUCAAAAGUUAGGUACCUAAACGAAAGAAGAGAAAAGUAGAAUGAAUGGGAGAGAGAAAGAGUGGAGCGCUCCUAAAACAACCUUUCAAUGUUUGAAAGGCUCGAUGGAGCUUGGACUUGUUAGAGCUCGUAGAAGUUUAGCCCUUCUGCGUUCUGAGUUUUUUUUUUUUAUUUUGGUAGGCACCACGCAGCUGCAAAGAGGCAAGACAGCUGACCAUUAACCCUGUAUCAGGCUUUUUCUGUAUCCAAGACAACAACGGUGAUAUGUUUAAAGUCUACUGCGACUUCACCUCAGAGCCCGGUUGGGCCUGGACACUAGUUAUGUCAGAAAGCUCGCAGAACGUUGGCAAACCUUUUACCCGACAGGCUUUGUUUGCAAAUGAGCCAAUGAGCCCAGAGGUUCCCAACUGGGAGGCGUACAGGCUUCAAUUAGAUCGCAUGAAAGGAUUGAGAUCUAAGUCAACAUACUGGCGAAUAACGUGCAGCUUCGAUCCUGCGAGGGUUGUCGACUAUAGAGAUUACGUUCGAGCAAAGUUUAAAAACUUCGACUUGUUGACUUAUAGGGGUGAUGAAACUUGUGAACUCGUCGAUUACAUCAAUGUCCAUGGACAUAGCUGUGAAAAGUGCACCGCGGUUUGGUAUCAAUCCGAUGGGUACAUUUUAGUCCACCGAAGCUAUCAAAAUAAUUGCGAAUUUGGUAGAGCACCAGGGUCCAUUCAAGAUAAUGACGGGUAUAGCGAGCAAAAUUUUGGUCGGUAUGAAGUGUACAAUCCUAACUUCCGGUGUACAUCAAGUAGCUCUGCCACAACCAAUUAUUGGUUUGGUUUAAGAGUUUGA